AUGUUUCGUCUAGUGAUCAUUGCUUGUCCACCGGUUCGGGUGUAUCUAUUGAACCUUAGGUUCCGACUCUCACAACUCGAUCAUUUACAUACAAUUGUUAGACGAACCUCAAUUGGAGAUUGGUUUCUUGUGUAUAUGUUGGGCCAAAACAUCGAUAGUGUCAUUUACCAGGAAGUGAUUCAAGAUUUGGCCACCAAAACCGAUUCUCAGCCAAAAGAGAGCCAGUCUUUGAUGUCUACAUAAUUGAGACAAAACUAACCAUAUAUGAGAGAAACGGACCAAAAUACCUAAAGGAUCUGUUGCAAAUCUGAUCCAUUAUUUGUUGGCAUCUAGUUAAAGUCUUAUUUACGUCAACAUUGGCUAUAAUACUCUACGAUAUGAAUAUGAAGUACUAAACAGUAUACUGUAUAUCAUAAAGAAAAGUCUUAAUGGUUAAACCAAAUCAAUUAUGAAAACUUAUAUCAAUUUGGGAACAACUCUUUCGGAUCUGUUGAAGCAAAAAUUAAACACAAAUUAUACU
This is a messenger RNA of Medioppia subpectinata, 520 nucleotides long. The record is from the annotation of a GenBank genome assembly. NCBI's taxonomy places the organism in Eukaryota, Metazoa, Arthropoda, Arachnida, Sarcoptiformes, Oppiidae.